AUGAGUUUUACAUUGUACUAUAAUGAACAAAUCUUAAAUGAAAAUGACAUUAUUACAGUUACCAAUAAUAAUAAUAAUACAAAUCAUUCAACAACAAAAUCUAGUAAACAAUUACCAGAAAAAGCUGUUCGUUUAAUGAAUGCAUGGUAUAUAACACAUGAAGAUAAUCCAUAUCCAAAUCGUAACGAUUUAGAUUAUUUAUCAACUAAUGGUGGAAUUAAAGAAUCACAAGUAAAAGCAUGGUUUUCUAAUAAACGUAAUCGAACACAAAAUACACAUCCAAAACGUGCAAAACGUUAUCUUUUGCGAAAUCAAACACAACAAAAUUCAAUAUUAUGGAAUGAUCCUCAAAAAAUUCAUGUAGUUGAAGAAUUUGAACAACAAACACUUUUAUUACAACAACAACAUUUGUAUCCUAAUUCUCAAUUACCAUCAAUAUCUUCAACAAAUUGGUCUUGGUUAUCAUCAACUUCUUAUGAUUAUUAUUAUCAUCAUCAUCAUUAA
Rotaria sordida is the source of this 504-nucleotide messenger RNA. NCBI's taxonomy places the organism in Eukaryota, Metazoa, Rotifera, Eurotatoria, Philodinida, Philodinidae. The record is from the annotation of a GenBank genome assembly.